AUGCAUCUUUGUCCCUCCUUUUUCCUGGCUGCCAUACUUCAUUGCUACCAGCAUUUGUACGAAAAAAAACUUGUCUCUUACUUGUAUCGGUUGUCCUUUAUAUACACGCUCUUUUUUGUUUCUUUUGGUUUGUUGUUUACUGCUGGUCUUCGUCCUCCAGAGCUCUCUGCUCUUCCACAUCUCGUUCUCCCUUUUCUUCCUCACAGACAGACCCACCUCCCUCCUUCCUUCCUUCCUUCCUUUCGUCUCCCUCCUCUGCCAAAGGACCGUUUAAGAACCUUUACCUUAGCGUGCGCUAUAUAA
This is a messenger RNA of Schizosaccharomyces osmophilus, 303 nucleotides long. RefSeq lists its product as uncharacterized. The transcript has a single exon. NCBI's taxonomy places the organism in Eukaryota, Fungi, Ascomycota, Schizosaccharomycetes, Schizosaccharomycetales, Schizosaccharomycetaceae. The coding region runs from base 1 to 303 and encodes 100 amino acids. The record is from RefSeq and is a predicted model, not a curated record.